AUGUGUUUUUAGGGGUAGACACCCGUAUCAAGUUUUUGAGGUAGCUUUAGAAAACCUCUUUGUUGCGAUUUCUGUGAGGAAAUUGUUUUGCGCGUGAGGUGCUGUCGUCCAGAUUGUUUCUCUCGUGCUGAGCCGCAAGGUUCAAACCCUCUACUUCGUGUACAUCGCGUGCGCGGGCGAGAGAUUACUGCUCUGAAGGUGGAGUACCGUGAAAGAUCGGGCCGCAAUAACAGAUCGGAUCUUGUCAUCGAGGUUCGGUGAAUAUCAUCUUCGGCAUGAGCUCCUGCUGCAUGUGCCACACGGUGACGAGCCUCCUCCGGGAUCUCGGGGCGAACCCGACGGUGGUGGAACUGGACGAGGACUCUAGGGGGAAGGAGAUGGAGAAGGCGCUGGCGCGGCUCAUCGGCCGGAACCCUGCCGUGCCGGCGGUGUUCAUCGGCGGCAGGCUCGUUGGAUGCACCGACAAGGUCAUGUCCCUUCACCUCAGCGGCAAGCUUGUUCCACUGCUCCGUAAUGCGGGCGCGGUCUGGGUGUAGUGCGUGCGAGGACUUUGUAGAUAUUCGGCCUGAUGCAUUGGGCGCCAGAGAAUUAUGUAAUACACGUAUGUGUACGUGCUCUGUUAUCCUUUCCUGUAUCAGGUGAUG
Messenger RNA from Triticum aestivum (bread wheat), 644 nucleotides. Its product is annotated as glutaredoxin-C1. NCBI's taxonomy places the organism in Eukaryota, Viridiplantae, Streptophyta, Magnoliopsida, Poales, Poaceae. The transcript has a single exon. Bases 276 to 536 code for a protein of 86 amino acids. The record is from RefSeq and is a predicted model, not a curated record.